AUGCCUUCUACAAGCGAGACUCCUGUAUCACGUAAAAGAAGACUGCAAAAAGAGAGAGUUGAACGUCACCGACAAAGGAGAUUUGAUGGAGGGCGUCUUGAUCUGGGAAUCAUCGAUCAAACGUGUUUACACUGUGGCGAGAGAUUUUGGUUAUGUGAGAAGGAUCGGAACAGCAGCCUAUCUUCUCCUAGGUUUGCUAUGUGUUGUGCGGGUGGCAAGGUCCGUUUAGCUCCUGUGCUUGAUCCUCCUCCUUAUCUACUUGAUUUAUAUACUUCCUCCUGUUCCGAAGCAAUAAGUUUUCGUAAAAACAUCAGAACUUAUAACGGAAUUUUGGCAUGCACCUCUUUUGGUGCUAAUAUUGACGAAAGCUUUCAAGGUCAAGGUGUCUCGAAUUUUAAAAUCCAUGGGCAAAUUUAUCAUCGCGUAGGAUCUUUGAUGCCGGAUGAAGGACAGAAACCGGUAUUUGAUCAGCUCUAUAUCUAUGACACCGAUCAUGAAAAUAGCAAUCGCCUUCAAGUUAUGCGUGAUCUGAAUGCCGAAAUGUUGCAG
Molecule: messenger RNA, 549 nt
Organism: Rhizophagus irregularis DAOM 181602=DAOM 197198
Lineage: Eukaryota; Fungi; Glomeromycota; Glomeromycetes; Glomerales; Glomeraceae
Source: RefSeq, a predicted model, not a curated record